AGCAUUCUGGGUUUCUUCACGAGGUCUGGGUUGCCUAUCACCUCUGCCCUUCUGAAAGAGAGCCGCCUGUAUCCUGGACACCUUCACGGUCUGGCCCGGAGUCAUUGCUGAUCUCGGCGCCUUUAGGCCUUGAAGUUUGCGGUAGACUCAUAACAGAAUCACCAUGAUUCUUCAGAGGCUCUUCAGGUUGACCUCUGUCAUUCAGUCUGCAGUCUCGGUCUCUUUGAGGAGGAACAUCGGUUUUACGGCAGUGGCAUUUAAUAAGGAACUUGAUCCUGUCCAGAAACUCUUCGUGGACAAGAUUAGAGAAUAUAGAACUAAGCGACAGACAUCUGGAGGACCUGUUGAUGUUGGCCCAGAGUAUCAGCAAGAACUAGACAGGGAGCUUUUUAAGCUUAAGCAAAUGUAUGGUAAAGCAGACAUGAAUACGUUCCCUAACUUCACAUUUGAAGAUCCCAAGUUUGAAGUCGUCGAGAAACCACAGUCCUGAAGAAAUAAUGUAAAAUUUAUCUGGUAAUUUGUCCUAGAUUCAUUAUAUAACUGAUCAGAAGUAACAGCAUAAACAUACAUUUCACAACUGUCAUAUGUUCUUUUAAUUCUGAUUUCAAAAUAAAUUAUUUGGUGGUGUUGG
Messenger RNA from Lagenorhynchus albirostris (white-beaked dolphin), 631 nucleotides. RefSeq names its product ATP synthase peripheral stalk subunit F6 (gene ATP5PF). The transcript is spliced from 4 exons. Bases 164 to 490 code for a protein of 108 amino acids. Gene Ontology annotation, biological process: proton motive force-driven ATP synthesis. The record is from RefSeq and is a predicted model, not a curated record. Gene Ontology annotation, molecular function: proton transmembrane transporter activity. Lineage: Eukaryota; Metazoa; Chordata; Mammalia; Artiodactyla; Delphinidae.